AGAUAGUUUUCUGUGGGUUGACACAAACGAAGAAAUAGGUUGAGUUGAAAUCGUUUAUGGUUUAUAAUAAAAUGUUUAAAAUUAGGGUGCUUUUGCAAUUCUCAAAAUGCCUGACAAAUACUGGAUCGCUAAAAAUACCUCAGGUAACCAAAGUCGGAAAGUUUUCGUCUUGGACGCAAAAGACUGACUAUUUAUGCGGUGCUACACUAUUUAAAAAUUAUAAUGUUAGAACUUACGCGAAAGGCAAAGAUAAAAAGAAGGAAAAAGGCAAAACUAAGGUGGCUAUAGAUGAAAACCAGCUGUCAGAAGUGAUUAAUGUAGAAACUCUAAAGACGCAAUUGGAAAAGGCGGUUUUCGGGUUAGAGGAAGACUUUGUAAAAAACUUAUCCCUCCGUUCUACAGCAGGAGCUAUUGAAUCAAUACCGGUAACUGUAGAUGGUACAACACAUUCACUGCAGGAAAUCGCGCAGAUAGUUAGGAAAAAUCCGAAAAUGGUGGUGAUAAAUAUGUCCGCUUUUCCCCAAUAUAUACCGGACGUGGUAAAAGCGAUCGGAAAGUCUGGCAUGAAUUUAAAUCCACAGCAAGAUGGCACCUCGCUAUUUGUACCUAUUCCGAAGGUAACAAAAGAGCACAGAGAGGGCCUGUCCAAAAGUGCGAAACAAUUGUUUACGAGGAGCAGAGAUACAAUCAAGGACAUUCAAAUAAAAUAUGUUAAGCAGAUAAAAAAGAAAGAGAAAAUAUCAGAAGAUCUGGUGAGGAGUGUGGAACAACAAAUAAUCGCGAUUGCAGAUAGUUACAUUCAAGAGGCGGAAAAAUUGUUGCUGAGAAAACAGGAAGAGCUGCUAGGGAAGGAUUAAUUGAAAUUAAAAACUUUAUCGU
Molecule: messenger RNA, 879 nt
Organism: Cylas formicarius (sweet potato weevil)
Lineage: Eukaryota; Metazoa; Arthropoda; Insecta; Coleoptera; Brentidae
Gene: mRRF1
Product: ribosome-recycling factor, mitochondrial
Exons: 4
Coding region: 57-857 (266 amino acids)
Biological process (GO): translation
Cellular component (GO): mitochondrion
Molecular function (GO): ribosomal large subunit binding
Source: RefSeq, a predicted model, not a curated record